Molecule: messenger RNA, 510 nt
Organism: Ostreobium quekettii
Lineage: Eukaryota; Viridiplantae; Chlorophyta; Ulvophyceae; Bryopsidales; Ostreobiaceae
Source: the annotation of a GenBank genome assembly
AUGCUGGCGUCGGUGGUGCACGUGGCUGUGGGAUGCAACCGCGUGGCGGGAGUACUGGACUGGGGCCGCUGCGGCGUUGCCGCCUUUGGGGCCCACCAUUUUGUGGCCAUCUAUGACCCCAAGGUGGCCCGCAUCAUAGGCACCCUGCAUGGGCAUGAGGGCCAGGUGAAUUGUAUAAAAUGGGUGUGUGACCAAGGUGGGGGCUGUGUGGCAUUCCUCCUCACUGGAUCUGCCGACAGGACGAUACGGGUGUGGCGCUGGCCAUCAACCCAGGAUGGCCAGCUAGAGGUGGCAAAGCUGGAGGUGUGUUGUUUUUCCUUCUGUUCAUCAGAUUACCUAGCGGCAUAUUAUAGGGUGCUGUCCAGUCUUAACAAUGCUGUAAAUACAUCCAUGGACUGGAAGCACAACCGCCCAGUUGUGGAUGGAUGCGUGGUGUUGACAGGUGGGGUUUGUGGCGGUGGGGUUUGGGCCAGCAUUGCAGCCUGCUUCCUUGGAUGCACACCCCUAUGA